Messenger RNA from Poecilia latipinna (sailfin molly), 2030 nucleotides. It is a transcript of the gene mppe1, whose product is annotated as metallophosphoesterase 1. NCBI's taxonomy places the organism in Eukaryota, Metazoa, Chordata, Actinopteri, Cyprinodontiformes, Poeciliidae. Gene Ontology annotation, cellular component: endoplasmic reticulum-Golgi intermediate compartment. Bases 432 to 1613 code for a protein of 393 amino acids. Gene Ontology annotation, molecular function: phosphoric diester hydrolase activity. The record is from RefSeq and is a predicted model, not a curated record. Gene Ontology annotation, biological process: endoplasmic reticulum to Golgi vesicle-mediated transport; GPI anchor biosynthetic process. The transcript is spliced from 9 exons.
UAAAACUAUAUUCGUGCUGAAGACUCGCGGUUCGGGUUUGUCGUUGCUUCAUUUUAUAGAGAUCCAUAACCGGAAGUGUCGUUUCCAGCUUGACGGCGCUGAAAGGCUGCCAAACAGAGGCUGACUGAUGCUGCCCGCUGCGGUCUCCCUCAAUGAGCCGAGGCCGAGCUGAACUUUCACAUCUCCUCCUCCGCCGUCUGGGUCCAUAGAACCGAACCCGAAAAAACGCUUCUUUUUUUUCCUCAGAUGCUCCACAGCCAUUUUAAACUGAGCAUCCCUCUGUGGGAGAUCUGAAAUAAUAAUAAUAUUACUAAUAAAAAAAAAUUAAAUAAAAUCCCUCCGGGUCUGCGGGAGGAGCGGGUCUGAACUGAGGAGAUGCCUGACGGGUGGCUCGGUUCUUCUGGGCAUCCCGAGCAUCGAUUAGCGGAGAAAUGCUGAAGUUUAGCGGCAGCUCGGUGGUCGCGGCGCUGCUCAUCGCGGUGGUUUUCGGCGCUUUCUUCUUCUGCGAGUAUCUCAUCUACUUCCCGACCAUCCUCAAGUGCGCCUGGCCGAAGCUGAGCCGUGCCCGGGGCGGAGAGGGCACCGACGGGCGGCCGGCGGACGCAGCGGUCCGCGCCAUGGUGCUUUCGGACACCCACCUCCUCGGAGCGGUGGGGGGACACUGGUUCGACAAGCUCAGGAGGGAAUGGCAGAUGGAGCGGGCUUUCCAGACCGCGCUGUGGCUGCUCAAGCCCGAAAUAGUCUUUAUUCUCGGGGAUAUCUUCGACGAAGGCAAGUGGAGCUCCCAGAAGCACUGGGAGGACGACGUGCGCCGCUUCCACAGGAUGUUCAGGCACUCCUCGGACACAGAACUGGUCGUACUGGUCGGCAAUCACGACAUCGGGUUCCAUUAUGAGAUGGACUGGUUCAAGCUGCAGCGCUUUGAGAAGGUCUUCAACGCCUCCUCCACCAGGAUUGUUACCAAAAAGGGAGUCAACUUCUUGCUGGUGAACAGCGUGGCGCUGCAUGGCGACGGCUGCCCCAUCUGCCAGUCGGUGGAAAAGGACCUGAUCAAACUCUCCAGAGACCUCAACUGCUCGCUUCAGAAGUCGCAGUCUGACGGUGAAGAGACAGAGAACUGUGAGGGCUCCCAGUUCUAUCCUCCCACCGCCCCCAUCAUGCUGCAGCACUACCCGCUGUACAGAGUGAGCGACGCCAGCUGCACGGGGCAGGACGCCGCGCCGCCUGAGGAGCGCCACCUGCUGUUCAGAGAGAAGUACGACGUGUUGUCAAAGGAGGCCUCCCAGCGGCUGCUGCAGUGGUUUAAGCCGCGGCUCAUCCUGAGCGGACACACCCACAGCGGAUGUGAGGUUCUCCAUGACAACAAGUACCCAGAAAUCAGCGUGCCGUCUUUCAGCUGGAGGAACAGGAAUAACCCCAGCUUCAUCCUGGCGUCGGUGUCGCCCGGCGGUCACUCCCUGUCCAAAUGUUUCCUCCCGGAGGAGAGCACGGUGAUCGGGGUGUAUUGCUCGGCCGGAGCCGGGCUGCUGCUGCUGCUGCUGGCGCACUGUCUGUGGAUGAAGGGGCUGCUGCAGCUCAGCCUCUGCCUGCUGGGGAAGCACAAGUCUCUGUGAACUACGUUACCCAGAGUGCACCUCGCCUGGUAACAUACCCGGGUGUCCGUCCGCACAGCCUCUGUUUGUUGAAUCAUGUGAAGGAUACAAGUAUAUUUAUAUCUAUAUAAAUGUGUAAAUCAGUGCUGGCAUUGAUGAUGAUAAUCGGUUUUAAAGUCGGACAUUUGUCGGGCUGGACAUGUAAAUAAACGCUGCUGUGAGUUGGAGCUGCCAAUCAUGAUUUAUUUCAUUUUAAUUAUUUUAUUUUUAAAAUCUGUUCUUGAUGUCAGACCAUCCGUCACCGCUGCUCGUUGUUUUUUAUGAUCUGUAUGUAUUUAAUCAAGACUUUCUGUGCCAAAUUGUUGACAAGUUUCUGAUGAGAUGUUCUUAAUAAAGAGUUUUCUGGUGGAAAAAACGAAGCAGAGAACAAGAAAACUG